Cavia porcellus (domestic guinea pig) is the source of this 2438-nucleotide messenger RNA. It is a transcript of the gene Dlx2, whose product is annotated as distal-less homeobox 2. Gene Ontology annotation, biological process: embryo development; cell differentiation; negative regulation of transcription by RNA polymerase II. NCBI's taxonomy places the organism in Eukaryota, Metazoa, Chordata, Mammalia, Rodentia, Caviidae. The coding region runs from base 356 to 1342 and encodes 328 amino acids. Gene Ontology annotation, molecular function: DNA-binding transcription factor activity, RNA polymerase II-specific; RNA polymerase II cis-regulatory region sequence-specific DNA binding. The record is from RefSeq and is a predicted model, not a curated record. The transcript has 3 exons.
GCCGGCUUGGCAGACAAUCGUAAAGCUGCUCCGGACCGCUCACCUGCUCCCGCCUCCUGCAGCCCCGACCCGUCCAGGUCAUCCCUGCCCCCUCUAUCUCCCGCCCCGCCCAAGCCUGCUCGGGCAGGGAGCAGAGAAGGCCGAGAGGAUGCGACCCGCGGCGGCUGUCUGGAGCAGCGCACCGUGAUCGCCUCCCCCGAGGAGGAGGCGCCUAGACCGUUGCCUCGUUUGUUGUUUUCCUCCCCCCACACACCCGUAAUUACAUUGGCUGCUGGAAGGGACCUGGAGAGACAGAGGAGGCGCCUGGCUUCUUCCUCACGCCCGCCACCCCUGCUCUUUCCCAUCCCGGGCCAGGAUGACUGGAGUCUUUGACAGUCUGGUGGCUGAUAUGCACUCAACCCAGAUCACGGCCUCCAGCACUUACCACCAGCACCAGCAGCCCCCGAGCGGUGGUGGCGCCGGCCCCGGUGGCGGCAACGGCGGCAGCAGUCUGCACAAGCCCCAGGAGUCGCCGACCCUUCCAGUGUCCACGGCCACCGACAGCAGCUACUACACCAACCAGCAGCACCCCGCGGGAGGCGGCGGCGGGGGGGCCUCGCCCUACACGCACAUGGGCUCCUACCAGUACCACGCCAGCGGCCUCAACAACGUCCCUUACUCCGCCAAGAGCAGCUACGACCUUGGCUACACGGCUGCCUACACCUCCUAUGCGCCCUAUGGGACCAGUUCGUCUCCAGCCAACAACGAGCCGGAGAAGGAAGACCUCGAGCCUGAAAUCCGGAUAGUGAACGGGAAGCCAAAGAAAGUUCGGAAACCCCGCACCAUCUAUUCCAGUUUCCAGCUGGCGGCUCUUCAACGGCGCUUCCAAAAGACUCAGUACCUGGCGCUGCCGGAGCGAGCCGAGCUGGCGGCGUCUCUAGGCCUCACCCAGACUCAGGUUAAAAUCUGGUUUCAAAACCGCCGAUCCAAAUUCAAGAAGAUGUGGAAGAGCGGCGAGAUUCCCUCUGAGCAGCACCCUGGGGCCAGCGCUUCGCCACCUUGUGCCUCGCCACCUGUCUCGGCGCCAGCCUCCUGGGACUUCGGCGGGCCUCCGCGGAUGGGGGGCGGCGGCGGCCCGGCCAGCGGAGGCAGCGGCGCGGGCAGCUCUGGCUCCAGCCCGAGCAGCGCGGCGUCGGCUUUUCUGGGCAACUACCCGUGGUACCACCAGGCCUCGGGUUCCGCCUCGCACCUGCAGGCCACCGCGCCACUGCUGCACCCUACGCAGACCCCGCAGCCUCACCACCAUCAUCACCAUCACCACGGUGGAGGGGGUGCGCCCGUGAGCGCAGGGACGAUUUUCUAACCCCCAGCCUGCGCCUCCAAGACUAAGCAAAAACCCGCGAGCGAGGCGCUCGCCCCCACCGCAGGGGGGGGGUCCUCCCUGCUCCCGUGGCUGCACCCAGCAGUGCGGGAGGGUGCAGUCUGGGACCGCCCGGCCCAGCAGCCGGAAACGGGACCCUCGCCCCGCGGGCUCUUCUCAGGAGAAGCGGACAGCUGCUCGGCGAAGGCCGUCACCAAGGCCGCAUUUCUGACCUGAGCCUCGAGCCUCGGCCUCUUCGAGCUCCGCCUGGGACUCGCUCCCCGCCUGUCCCCGCCCGGCGAGGUCGUCAGGCGCCUCCGUCGCCUGGGGCCUCGAGCUGAGCCCGGAGAGGGACGCGGCCCCGCCCGCGAGGUUCCCGGGCUCUGAGACUCCUUUCUCUUCGCUCGCCCCCGGCUCAGCUCCGGCGCGCUUCGGUUAUUGACCUCCCGGGGUCCCGCCAGCCCGCCCUCCCCCUCGUGCCCCCUUGACCCGGGGCCCCAAGGCUUUUUUUUUUCCUGCUCAGUUCCCAGACCUCGUCUCCCCCCUCCAUCCUUCCCUGCCUUAGCGAUCCCCAGGAGCACUCUUCCCCUCAGCUAUCCUCAUCCAUCACAGUGGAGUUUUAUUUUAUUUUUAUUUUUUUAAAAGUUUAGGUGCCUUUGCGGAUGACCUCAUUUUGAUGUUGGGAAAAAUGAUUUUUAAUAUGUGGACACUGCAAAAAAAUGUGUUUAAAUUAUCUUUUUUAAAAUUUAUUCAGGAUUAUUAGCCUGGACUCUGACACAGUUUGUAAAUAAAGGUGUCUGUGAAGAUUUUCCCACUGAUUUAUUUGUAUAAAAAUGCUCACCUUUUCAGACAUUUUUGUAAACCCCCAGUUGUGAAAACUGCGGUUGAGCAGUGACCUCAGCAGCCCCUCCAUUUUAUUUUUCCCUUUGAAAAAAUUUCUCAGUUAAAUUAAGCUACUGAUUUGAAUUUAUCUUAUCCGAAAGUCUUUGUUCUUAAAAUGCAAGGUAUUUUGAGGUUAUUUAUUAUGAAAACAACAUGCUCUUAAUGUUGAUUUUACAAUAUGAAGAGAUUAUUUAAAUAAAUUAUUGUUUUCAUUGGA